Messenger RNA from Stegostoma tigrinum, 2944 nucleotides. It is a transcript of the gene ebag9, whose product is annotated as estrogen receptor binding site associated antigen 9. The transcript has 6 exons. Gene Ontology annotation, cellular component: secretory granule. The coding region runs from base 227 to 871 and encodes 214 amino acids. The record is from RefSeq and is a predicted model, not a curated record. NCBI's taxonomy places the organism in Eukaryota, Metazoa, Chordata, Chondrichthyes, Orectolobiformes, Stegostomatidae.
GGUGGUGCGGGUUGAGCGCAUGCGCGGUCCUUACCGGUUGGGUUUGGGGCGGCCCGUGGCUGUGCCCGGGCUCUGAUCUGUGAGUGGUGGUACCGGUGGAGGCGGCGGCGGCGGCUGCUCGUGUUUAAUUUAAUGGUCGGCCUCGUGGUGGUUGAGGUGGCGGGGUUGAGAGAGAUAGCCAGUGGAGCUGCCUUGUGUUGUGCUCUCUCCCCUAUCCCCGGUGGCCAUGGCCAUCAGUCAGUUGCGAUCACUCAGAGUGUGUACAUGUUUGGUAUGGCUGCUGUCCCUGUUCAAGAGACUCAUCUGCAGGUCUGGAAGAGGUAGGAAAUUGAGUGGCGAUCAAAUAACCUUACCAACAACAGUUGAUUACCCAUCAGUUCCUAAGCAGCCUGAGGUCGAAGAAUGGAGUUCUUGGGAUGAAGAUGGCCCAACGAGCAUUAAGAUUGAGGGAGGCAAUGGUAAUAUAGCAGCACAACAGAAUGGUACUGGAGAGCCUGAAGAACCUGAUUACUUUAAAGAUAUGACACCAACCAUACGAAAACCUCAAAAAAUUAUUAUUAAGAAAAAAGAACCAUUAAAUUUUGGAAUCCAGGAUGGUAGUGUAGGAUUUUCCAGUAGACUAGCAGCUACACAGGACAUCCCAUUCAAUCAACCGUCACCUGAACUGGGGGAUUUUGAGACUUGGCAGGAAAAUACUAAUGCCUGGGAAGAGGAGGGAGAUGCCACCUGGGAGGCAGAAGAAGUGCUGAGGCAGCAGAAACUUGCAGAGAGAGAGAAGAGAUCAGCUGAGCAACAAAGGAAGAAAAUGGAGAAGGAUGCACAAAGAUUACUGAGAAAAGAACAGAGCAAAAUUGCUGUAAAACUUACAUAACUAUGAGCAAUAUAUGGAUCCGUCAUUGUCUGCAAAGGAGCAAGUUAUGUUUCCCUCCCACGGCCAAAUAUGACCAGUACACUUCAAUGAAGAACACUUUUUAUAAGUAAUUUCUACUGGUGUGCAUUUGACCAUUUUAGCUCAAGUCACUAUCUGAUGCUCAUAGACCUUCAUGGAUUGCUGGAAAUCAUUGGGUUAGAUACAGGAUUUUACAGUAUAUAUAGUUUGUUCUCAGCUAUCCAAUCAGUGCAUUGUUGAAUACAGUACUUCAUUGCACCAGUUCCUGAUCAUCUUCAUAGAUUAUUUCCUGGAGUUCUUUUCUGAUUCUCCCGGUUGAAUAUAGAAAUAUUUGUAGCUUGAUGAACAUAAUUUAUCUGCUGUUUGUAAAAUAUAUUUUAUUUGGAAUUAUAUUUAAUCGCAAAUUUAUGCUGGUUUGUUCCUUUGUCUGGAUUUAACAGUUGUUCAUCUGUUCUGCUAUGCCAGAUGCAAAAAUAUUAUCAAUGAAAUCAAUGGAUUAUCAAAACAUGAGGUUUUGUGCUGUAUAUAUUCCUUUUUUAACGGGUUACUGAUAAUAAAUUCAAAGAAGUUACUAAUGCAUUUGUAUAUAUGGAGUAAUUGGCUGUGGCUAAAUAGAGAAAUGUUAUCGAAACUCUUUAGUUUUAAAUUCUUAACCUUUUGACAUUCUGGAAGUGAAAUGAGUAAUCUCAACCAAAACUGUUAACUGCAAGUUCUGCAGGAAACAGUGAAGCGUGUAUCCACAGUCAUAGAAAAUGGCCUUUGUCACAGGACUGUAAAAUUUGAAAUAUUAUGUAGUUUACAGCUCUGCAGCACUUUUCCUACUUGUGUCUUUUGGCAACCAGUCAAGACAUUUUUUUUAACCUUAAACGUUUUGCUUGUUUCUUUUAACUACUUUAAGGCGAUACUUUUGAGUGAAGUUUUGAAUCUUAAGUGAAGAUAGUGGUUGUUCUGCUGUAAGUUGAUGCCUAUUUGUAGUCUUUUGAUUUCUGUAAUCCAUAAUUGAGAAUAUUUUAUUAUUGUCUGAAAUAAGACAAACCUAAAGAAACCUAUGUUUUCUUUACUAUAUGCUUUAAUACUAUUCCUGGCCAUCUAUUUUCAAAUGUUCUAAUUUAAACACAUUUAUUGGAUUGUUAAAAUACACUUGCUUCAUAUAUGACUUUUUAAAAUUAAGGUGCUUCCAAUUUUGGGCCUGUUUUCCAAAGUGAGUGCAUAUUUAUUGUUGAUCACCAAGAUCUGUUCUUUUCACAUUGUAUCCACUUCAUUUCAGGAUAACUUUUCAAACUAGAAUGAUGACUUGCAUUUGGCGUUCAUGUUAGUAUGCGAAACAUAGCAACAUGCAUCAUCAUGAUCAAAAGCUGAUGACAGCUUCUGAAUGAUCGAUGCAACAUCUCUUGUGACUGGAUGCAUGUUUCAAUCUGUGUGCCGUUUACCUUGCAAUUGAAUGUUUUACAGUAACAUUUUCUCUCUGACUUAAUGCUUCGAUUCUGUUAUCACUUCAGACAAUUUGGUGAAAGUAUUGGUGAAUCUGAUAAAUGAUCCCCAACAUCUGAAAUUAUUUCAACAGUUUUGGCUUUGAACCAUAAACUGCGAUCUUGUGGUCAUAUCAGAUGUCUUUGCAGGUAGACUUGUAAGAAUUCAAAUUAUUUGUCAAGCUGAUGAUCAUUGCUUCUUAGAAAUAUAGUUCUUCCCUUGAACAUCUAAGUUUGUUUGUCACUACUACUUUUUUUCAGCAACCUUUAUACUCAGCAAUGUAAAUUAUAUAAAUUUUCCUGUCUGUAUAAUACCCAUGUUUAAAUCUAUUGCACAGUACAUUGUACAGUAUUAAAAAGGUAGUUGAAAAUUCAUGCUAUUUUUGUUCUGUUCAAUGAGUGGGGCACUUAAUGAAAUGUGAAACACUAUAGCUUGGGUUAUCUGGUUUCUUUCAUAAAACCUUUACUUUCUCCUCAUGGGUGAACAAUCAAAACUACAUGUGAGAACGUUUUGAAAUGAUUUCUGUUUUGGUUGCUUUUAAAAGUCAUUUUUGUUGAAAAAUAAACAUUUUUGUUUUGUAUUUUA